Numida meleagris (helmeted guineafowl) is the source of this 3406-nucleotide messenger RNA. RefSeq names its product chromosome 1 C21orf62 homolog (gene EPCIP). NCBI's taxonomy places the organism in Eukaryota, Metazoa, Chordata, Aves, Galliformes, Numididae. The record is from RefSeq and is a predicted model, not a curated record. Bases 455 to 1132 code for a protein of 225 amino acids. The transcript is spliced from 2 exons.
AGGUUUUGCUCCCUCUUGCAAACACUUCUUUAGGAAAAUUGUUCACUAAAGGCAGCAGAGCUUUGCUGUCAAUUAUUCCUGCUGUCUUCUGCUAAAAAAACUGCCUUGAGAAAGGCACUGACAGAGGACUGUCAGGGGAAGAGCAGCUGGGACCUGUGCUUUAUUCUGCUGCUUAAUUUACAAAUCAGGCCGGUGAUGCAGGGAGUGGAAGACACAACAAGUGCUCCAUCACUGUGUGGCUCUGCAAUCUGCCGGCAGUGACACCAUGCGCUGUCCCAACGCGUGAGCAGGAGCCGAGACGCCCAGCACCAGGUAACCCUGCUCCUGGACUCCAGCCUCCAUCCGCUUCGUGGCCGUCGGCAUUUCUUGGCAUCUUUCUAACAGUAGGUUAAGACAAGUGAUAUAAUCCACUGUGUAAAAGGAGAAGACACGUGGAAUCUUGGCACCAGUACUAAUGAAGCUAACAGCCUUCUCUACUUUCUGUUUUUGGCUGGCUCUCUUUUUGGCUGGCUUCCUUGGCGUAUGCAUUACUGACAGUUUUGCGGGAAGUCAGAAGAAUCAUACACUAAUUUUCACCAAGGAAAGCAUAAUUCGCAACUGCAGUUGCUUGGCGGAUAUCCGUGACUGUGAUUACAGCCUGGCAAACCUGUUGUGCAAUUGCAGAACAGUACUGCCUUCUACCAUGGAAAAAACUGACUACAGUAGCGACCUGACCAUUUGGUUCACAGACACCUCUGUGCUGGAGAUGCUUCUCAACUUCACAAUGGUGUGGGAUUUGAAACUCUCCUUCUGUGGCUCCACUCCUCUACCAACAGAAUACUUGACCAUUUGGGGACUGAGAAAGCUCCGGGUAAAAAAUAAGGUCAAGGGACAAUUUCCAGAGCAGAGCGUAACCAUCUACAGUAGCAGCAAGAAUGAAAAAGAAGACCUACUCACAGUGCACAACAAAGACAGGCAAAUGUUAGUAUAUAUUUCUUUUCUAGAUACCUCUCUUUUCAAUGGAUAUUCUUUGCUGAAGUCAUACAGCGUGGAAAAUGUCUCUAGUAUCACAGAGCACUUUCACAACCUGCUGUACUCUAAUGUUUUCUCAACCUCAGAUAACAAAAGCUAUGUUGUAACAUUCAUUUACUGAGUUCUUUAGCACCAUCAGUCAAAGGCAUGGCAAACUGCUGAGAGAGAGAUGGGACUUCUCUGUUUGGUUUGGCCAGAAGCAGCCAUUGCGGGAUGAACAGUUUUGACUGUGUAGUCUACAAGGAGGCAUUUAAAGUAAUACAGACUCAUCUGACUAACUUGGUAAACGCUUCCUAAAUGAACAAAGAAAACUUGAAGCAAUGUGAAAGCAUCACUACAAAUCUUAUACAUUGUAAGCUAAGAAUUAAACAAAUGCUCUGGCCCCUGACUAUCUCGGUGGCUGUCCACUGGGGACACUCUCGUUGAUCAAUACUUCUACUGAGGGAGGCCAAAACUGCCAGUAGUACUCUGCACAUAGUCUAGUACAGAGAAUAACCCCUUCCCUACAUUUACUGGCCUCACCCCCGCUGACAUAUCUCAGUACUGUGAGGUUUGCAGCAUCUGAGGUUGUUACAAGUUACCAGAGACAAACUGAGGGUGCUGGUUGUCCUCAUCUUCUGCUGCGUGGUCAGAGCUGGGACCCCCACGCUCGGGCUGGGUGACAGAGCCUCUUAGGACAGCAGAGGCAGCUUUGCAGUCUGCCUCCCACCUCGGCAUAACCAGCAGUGCAUUUGUGAGAUGGCCAGUGAUCCAUGUUGGCUGGAGGUAUGAUGGACUGAGUUUUCAGCAGGUGAUGGAUUGCCAGCAAAGGAUUAUAUAUUUUUUUCUCUUGAUCUGGGAUAAAAUACUUGUACUGAAGGGAACAGUUACUAAGAUUCUGAGAAACCAAUGAAUUUGCUUCAACAACUUUAAGCUAAGCCUUGCCCAUAAUUGUAAUCAAUAAUGGAGCAGUUUUGCUAGGUAACACAGCUUGAUUUUUCAGAGUAUUUACAUACAUACUUCAUUACUGCAGGCUUUGCCACAGAAAUCAACAAUGUAAUAACUAUUGAGGUAAUCAGAUCAAUUUGAAAUCGUAAAGUAACAGAUUUAAAGACACUGAUGUUUAUGGGCUGAGGAAUGAACUCAAUUUAACUCAGAGAGCUAUUAAAUCAGCUAUUGUAGAGACUUUUUUAUUUAGCAGAACACAAAUUGAAAGUUUUUUUUCCACACAUGAAAAAUAUUUCUAGAGUAUUCCACAGAAAGAACACUCUAUGGUUUUGUCCUAAGUUACAACAUGGUUAGGAGCUGAAGCUGAGGUGACAGAGGUUGGGAGCAGGGGUGUUGUUCUGAGCUUGUAUUUGCCUGGUACGUAUUACAGAGGAAUAUAAAUCAUCUUGGCUGCGCAAAAGUACUAACAUUGCCCUCACAAACUGGCUAGUCAUUAACCCUGCACAGGAUACUCUUGUUAAAAAAAAAUACACAUAAUUAUAUUGAUUUCUAAAGGUUAUUAAACCUCUUUUAAAAAUCAAGCCUAAAUCUUCAGUGAAUUCACUGAGGCUCUGCUGCCCUCUAGUAAAAAAUGUGCUGAAUAACACAGAAACACAGUACUAUAUUGCCAUGACAGCAAUGAUUGCUGAGGUUAUUGUUUGAAAUCCACACACAGAGAAGAAACUGAGGAUAUAUGUAUUCUAGCCUUCUUGGGGAGAAAUCAUAUUAAUAGAUCUAUGUGCUUUCUAAUGCUGUAAAUUUUAAAGUUUCAAUAAUUUUUGCCACAGCUGUGUUCUGAAUAAUAAUCAAAUAAAAGAUGUCUUAUUCCUAUACAAGUAAGCACUGCAGAAAUCUUCCUGGAGUCAGGAAAAAUCCUGCUCUCAGUUACAUAACUGGCAGAAAUCCACAGCACCAAAGUUGCACUGAUCUUUGCAGUUCAUACAUUCCUCUCCAACAGACGCCAGGAAUCUGAUACUCCCAAUUUACAUUUGAUAUGAUUUUGCCAUAUAAAAGCACUGUGUUAGAAACUUACAGAAUUUCUUCAGAGCAAUUCAAAGAGCAAAAUACAAAGCAAAAUAUAUAACAUAAACAUUGUGAGCUUUAUUAAUUCUGUUGGCAGGGAUUUCUUUACUUUGCAUCUGAACAACAUGCAGUGGUACAUUAUCCCACUGCAGAAAUAACUGUAUGAUUUCAUAGAAUUAUAGAAUGGCUUAGGUUAGAAGGGACCUUAAAGAUCAUCUAGCUCCAAGCCCUGAUGUGGACAGCGCUGCCACCCACCAGCUCAGUCUGCCCAGGGCUCCAUACAGUCUGGCCUUGAGCACUUCCAGGGAAUGGGCAACCACAGCCUUUCUGGUCAGCCUGUGCCAUUGCCUCACCACUAUCUAACAAAUUAAAUGUCCCCUCUUUCAGUUUAAAGCCAUUCCCGCUU